Mercurialis annua (annual mercury) is the source of this 1856-nucleotide messenger RNA. RefSeq lists its product as uncharacterized. The transcript is spliced from 4 exons. Lineage: Eukaryota; Viridiplantae; Streptophyta; Magnoliopsida; Malpighiales; Euphorbiaceae. The record is from RefSeq and is a predicted model, not a curated record. The coding region runs from base 349 to 1074 and encodes 241 amino acids.
AAAUACAAUAAAAUUGGAGUACUAUUUUUAGAAUUUUAUAAAACAGCUCCAAAUUUAGGGAUUUAAUUUCAAUCUUGUCCUUCACUGAUCUCGCCAAGGGUUCCUUUAAAGGAAUUAUUUUUUGAUUUGCUUGAGGUUUGAGGGACUUGUCUGGUUAAAUAUGAUUGAGAAUUGAACAUAUGUGAAGCUCCUUGGGUUUGGUUUUGGAGUAUAGUUGAUGAAUAAGGAUAUUUAUGUGUGUGCUUAGAAGAAGAUAUGUUUAGUUGAGGUUACGGGGUGAUUCACGUAAUUGAUAAUACUGAGUUUUCGUGAUAUAGAAAGGGAAGGGACGUCGUUUUUGACAUAUAAAUGGGGGCAGAACAGUGUAAUGGCAAAUUAACUUGGAUGAUGGAUCGAGAAAGAGAAUUUGAAGUAGAUAUUGAAAGUGGCGGAACAACUAGUGAUGAUGAUGGAAUGAGUGAUAGCAUUUCGGGAAAUACGAAAGUGUUGAAUAGUGUUUGGAGUGGGAGAAUGGGAUUCGAUGGAUUGAUCAGCUCAUCGAAAUUUUGUGAUGAUGAGAAUGUGGAGUUGUUGUUGGAUAAUAGAUCAGAAGGGGAAGAGGCUCAACAACAGCACGUGGGGUUUGGGAAAAAGAAGGUUGUCGAGGAGAAUCAUAAGAAAAAGAACUCGAGAAAAGCUCCUAAACCACCAAGGCCUCCUAAAGGUCCAGCACUAGAUGCUGCUGAUCAGAAGUUUGUGCAGGAAAUUGCGGAGCUUGCAUUGAGAAAACGAGCGAGGAUGGAACGAAUCAAAGCACUAAAGAAGAUGAGAGGGGCAAAAUCUUCAUCUUGGAAUAGCAGCCUAUAUGCCAUGAUCAUCACUGUUAUCUUCUGCCUUAUAUUUAUCUUUCAAGGAAUUUGUGCCAGAAGCAAUGGAGGUGUGUUUCUACAAGGGUCACCUGAACCAGCAGUUGCAGCUUCUGAAGAUCUGAUUUCAAUUCAAUUUUACAAUAAACCUUCCUCCGGCUCCAGCUCUGGCUCCGACUCUCCAAAUUUGGCGGAGGGGCAAGUUUCGGGUUCAGGUUUGCGUAAGUAGUAGAGCUGCAGAUUUUGUAAAGUUUUGUUGGUAUCUGCAGCAUGGAAGCUCAGUUAGGCAGAAUUAGUUUAUCCAUUUUGUAAUGUGUCAUCUGAACUAGUUGGUUCUUGUAUAUAUGUGGAAGGAAACCAAGUCGGAGAGAUGUUUAUAACGAGCAAUUAUGUACAGCAGUCAGAUUGUCGAGUUGCUACUGAUUUUUGCAGUUCACAUAUUUAUUCCUCAUCUCUUGCCUCUUACUAUCAUCUCUUCAUAGCUAUUCUCACUUUAAUCUCAGGCCUCAUUUUCUUCUUUUCUUGCAAUACAAAAUCUAAACUCGUAAAACUUCCUCGAGGACCACCAGGUUGGUCUAUAGUCGGCGAUCUUUUUCAAGUUGCUUGUUCUGGUAAACAUUUUUUCCAAUUUGUACAAGAUUUAAUUCCCUUGUAUGGUCCCAUUUUUACUCUGAAGAUGGGAACAAGAAUGCUUAUUAUCAUUACUUAUGCUAAACUAGUCCAUGAAGCUCUUAUGAGAGGGGACUGCUUUUCGCAACCCGGACACGCGAAAACCCUACGAGAUCUGUCUUCAGCUGCAACAAGUUUACUAUCAAUGCACCGGUCUACGGACCGGUGUGGCGGUCGCUGAGGCAAAACAUGGUUCAGAAUAUGCUUAGUGCAAGCAGGAUUAGGAAGUUUCAGAGUGUAAGAUAGUGCAAUGGAUAAACUUAUUAGUAGGGUUAGAAUUGAAGGUGAGGCUAUUGAUGGAGCUGUUUGGAUGCUAAAAAAUGUACGAUUUGCUGUUUUUUA